GAGUUGGCGGCAAAGGGGCGGAAGCAAAGAAAGCAGGCAGCGGCGAGCCCGCCAAAAGUGGGCCUUGGCUGGGCAACGAUCCGGUUUGAUGGAGUCAAAGUCCGUUCAAGCAAGUCCUCGGAUGGCACAGUGGUGCGCACCUUGAACGAGGGCCACAGGGUCCUUGUGGCCGAAGUCUGCACCAAAUCCGUUCGAAUCGAGAUCCCCAACUGCGGCUGGAUCAAGCUUCAGAAGCACAGUGAGCCGGUGCUGCACCAGGAGGCGUAUGAAGUACGCCAGCCAGGUGAGGCAUCUGCCACUACACAACUCGUCACCAGCGUCCUAGAGCGACUGGGAGCUGGAAGGGAGAAACCAGCGGAGGAGACGCAGCAGCAAGAUCACGAGAACCUGCAGGGAGACACCGAGCAGGGGCAACAA
Symbiodinium pilosum is the source of this 417-nucleotide messenger RNA. NCBI's taxonomy places the organism in Eukaryota, Dinophyceae, Suessiales, Symbiodiniaceae. The record is from the annotation of a GenBank genome assembly.